GAAGAAUAAAGCAAACAUCCAAAAACAGUUCCAUAUUCUCUUUUGCACAGUAAUGCAAUCACAAUCUCUCAUUCCCAGUUCAAUAUUCCCAUUUCUUCCUUUUUCUUUUUUUGUUACACCACACACAAUUCCAUUGCUACCAGUUUAACAGAAUGCAUAGAGUUUUAUAAUAAUAUCAUAGAAACAAACUGAACACAUAAAAAUUCAGUUCAGAGAAGCUUCUCUUCAUCAAAGCUUCAUAUUUUUAUUUUUAUUGUAUAAACUCUAAUUCUCAACCUUAGUUUCUGUUUCCUUAUCUCUCUCUUGUUUUCCACUUUUUUGAAAAGAAGUGAUACUGUGUGGUAGUAGUGUGAGCUGAAGUUUGAUGUCUGUGUCAUUGGAGCAAGAAGGCUAUGUAGGCUUAUCAGAGGUUCCUGCAAUGGAAGGUUGUUCUGAGAGGACUGGUGGUGGCUUGAACCUCAAGGCUACUGAGCUGAGGCUUGGUUUGCCAGGUUCUGAGUCACCAGAGAGAGAAGAGGGUGUGGAGGACAAGAAUGUGCACCCUUUAGGCAUGGUGAAGUGUUUGGUGUCAGGGGCCAAGAGGGGUUUCUCAGACACCAUUGAUGGGGGUUCUGGGAAGUGGCUUCUUUCUGGGAAUAGUGGAUCUGAGGUGGGUUUGGGGAAAGAUGGUGGCUUCUUCUCUCCAAGGGGUGUUGGUGUUAGUGUUAGUGCUGCCAAGGCUGAGUGUACCAACCAACAAACUUGUGUUGUAAAAGAUAAAGUUCCUCAAUCUCCAAAGCCGUUGAAUGAGAAGAAGCCUCAGAUAUCUGCUCCUGCUGCAAAGGAACAAGUUGUGGGAUGGCCACCAAUCCGUUCUUUCAGAAAGAACUCAAUGGCCACUCAGCCACAAAAGAAUGAUGAUAAUGCAGAAGCCAAGUCGGUAUGCCUUUAUGUGAAGGUCAGCAUGGAUGGUGCUCCAUACUUGAGGAAAGUUGACCUCAAAAACUUUGGCACUUACAUGGAACUGUCUUCAGCACUGGAAAAGAUGUUUAGUUGUUUUACAAUCAGUCAAUGUGGUUCCCAUGGAGUUUGUGGUCGAGAUAAGUUGACUGAAAAUAGAUUGAUGGAUCUCCUCCAUGGUUCAGAAUAUGUGCUCACCUAUGAAGACAAGGAUGGUGAUUGGAUGCUUGUUGGUGAUGUUCCAUGGGAGAUGUUCACCGACUCUUGCAAGAGGUUGAGGAUAAUGAAGAGUUCUGAAGCAAUUGGACUAGCACCAAGAGCCAUGGAAAAAUGCAAAAGUCGCAACUAGCAAGAUGGUGUUGAUACAGAAAGAUGAAUUAUUAUUAUUACCUUUAAACACGUACAUCAUACAAGAGUCCAGAGGCAAGUGCAGGGCACAAGCUGGGGCUUUUCUUGCUUGAAUAUGUAUGAUAUAAUCCUACAUAUGGGAUCCAAGUAUCCUAGACUUUUUAGUAGGCAAGAUAUGUUUGUUGUAGACAUUUAAGGUUUCUUAGGCUUGUUUCCCCUCACUUCUCUUCAAUCACUGUCACUGUGGACUUCAUAAGACUGAAGCUACGUCGUUACUAUGUAAAUUUUGUAACUUAAGUCUCAUAUAUAGAUUAGUUUGAGAUGGUUAAUUAGAGAAUA
This is a messenger RNA of Glycine soja, 1626 nucleotides long. Its product is annotated as auxin-responsive protein IAA27-like. The record is from RefSeq and is a predicted model, not a curated record. Gene Ontology annotation, cellular component: nucleus. NCBI's taxonomy places the organism in Eukaryota, Viridiplantae, Streptophyta, Magnoliopsida, Fabales, Fabaceae. Gene Ontology annotation, biological process: regulation of DNA-templated transcription. The coding region runs from base 365 to 1288 and encodes 307 amino acids. Gene Ontology annotation, molecular function: protein binding. The transcript is spliced from 5 exons.